CUGCUGGAAUACCUCAUUCAAAACGACGGUUCCGUAGUCUGCAAGUGGUGCGGUGAGGUGCUACCGUCUCGAACCCGUUGGUACAGGCACAAGUACAAACUCCACGUCUCCACCCAGGUCACCCAGCCGGCGCCGCUGUUCAAGUGCCACAGCUGUAACACUUACUUCAAGUCCCGCAAGGGUUACAUCGGCCACCUGAGCUCCCGUCACUCCGACAACGAGAACGACGAGAACAGAGAAGAGCCGACCAACAAGAAGGCCCGCAAGACCUCCGACGUCGGGAAAGGGCCGGAUUGGGAGCAGCAGAGAGAGAAGGAAGAGAAACUGGUGGCGGACAUAAUCGAUCGGGUGAAGAGAGAGUGCGAGGCUCAGGGUGAAACGGUGACAAGACGAGGCUACUCCAGGCGGUCCACCGUGAUGAACAGCUAAGGAAUGGACAAAGAGACGGAUAAAGGGAAAUCUUGUGCCAUAUCAUCGUCGUACGAUGUCCUUCUCGUAACGCGGCUCGAGGAGCGGCGUCGAUCAGACGCGCGCGGACCGACCCCUACCGACGUUCGAUCUCUCCGCGGUGUUUUGACCCUAUAUACCUUCGGAUAAGCGAUGUUCAAGACGUUCGUGUCUUUAGCAGUCACUGUUAAGAUCAAAUUAGGAUUAGUUCGGGACACGUGUUCACAGCGGCGUUCUAUGCUCAAUUGUUAUGUCAAAAGAAUACUUCAAAUCGACUCUCGACGUAAUACGAAAAAUCGGUUCCGUACGACAGCGAGAGUGUUCGCCUGACAGAGACAAGUAAUUUCCUCGUCGUUUGCGUAUUUUCCACAACCUCGAACGAAAACGUCAAGUGAAAAUAACCGAUGCAUAAAACUAGAAACGCGGAAUCUCUUCCUCGUCUUCGCUGUAUGGUGAAUUCGAAUUAUUCAAACUUCGCCAUCGUAAAGUUUCGCGCAACGUAAUGGAAAUUGCACGGGGAAUUUCCGUCGCCUUUCGUUCAAGGACACCAACGACGAGGACGUUGCUCUCGUCAGUCGUCAGUUCGUACUUACUCGAUAUUCCGUGUCGGCGACGCUCGCGAGGUUGUUGCCUCGUGAUCGAUUUAAGUCGGGCUGCUUGCGUGCGUAGAGAGGGAGAGAGAGAGAGAGA
This is a messenger RNA of Heterotrigona itama, 1137 nucleotides long. The record is from the annotation of a GenBank genome assembly. NCBI's taxonomy places the organism in Eukaryota, Metazoa, Arthropoda, Insecta, Hymenoptera, Apidae.